Molecule: messenger RNA, 469 nt
Organism: Dentiscutata erythropus
Lineage: Eukaryota; Fungi; Glomeromycota; Glomeromycetes; Diversisporales; Gigasporaceae
Source: the annotation of a GenBank genome assembly
UAGAUCCAAAUUAUAUCGAGAUAUUCCUCCAACCGAAGUUCUCAUCAAAAAUGUUGAUUAUGAUAUAGAUAAUAUUGGUACUACUAAAGAGGAUAAUAUUAAAGAAAUUGAGACUAAAAGUGAUCAUGAAGGAAAAAGUGAUACUGGAGGUGUUAAUCAUAGUGAUAUUAAAGUAGACGAUGAGUUAAAAGUUCCAAGUCAUAUAGUUGAUGCCGCGAUUACAGUUUCCAAAGACGGAACUACUAUAAUCGCAGAAACUGCUCAUGUUAUAAAGGUCAAGAGUAAUUUCCCAGAAGUUAAUAUGCCAAUAGAAAACAGAUUAAGACAUGUUGGAAUUGGUGAAAAUCCUGGAAUGGGAGAUCGAAUCCAAGCUUACGUUGAUCAUUCUCAACUAAAAACUCGUGCAGGUCUAGUUCCCAAAGAUAUUAAGAGUCCAAAUCUUUAUCAAGAUCUCAAUCCAGACAAACCU